AUGUUCGCGAUCACUACGGAUGGUGAUGGUGAGGAAGGAGACGAUGGUUGCCGGAUGAGGGUCAAGACCAUGGAAAUUCGUGCCGCUUGGCCGAGACCCUUCACCCGGAGAAGCUGGACUGGCCUCUGCCGGGAGCAGUUCGUGGGAGAAAAGUGCGGGCUCCCACUGGGCAAGAUCUACGUUGCCCUCUCCGAUCUUUGGGCUCAGCUGGAGCGGUCCCUUCCGGAGGAAGACGACGUGCCAAAUCUUAUGACGAAUAUGACCCAGUACCGAAAGUCCAAGACCAGACGAGGCGGCAUGAACAAGCGCCUGGCUCGGAAGUCGACGGAAGCACCGGCGAUACAGCUGCAGUGA
Molecule: messenger RNA, 354 nt
Organism: Symbiodinium sp. CCMP2592
Lineage: Eukaryota; Dinophyceae; Suessiales; Symbiodiniaceae
Source: the annotation of a GenBank genome assembly